UUAUCGUUGGUGAAUUGGCGUGGCAUUUGGCAAAACUGCGAAGAAGAGCAGAAGAAAUACCGGAGAAAAGAGAGUUGUUGAGCAGAAGAGUGUUGUGUUGUGCAUUCGCGGAAGAAGAAGGAGCAGAUGGGUAAUCCACGGAAACCGAGUACCGCCGACGAGCUUCACACGGCGGCAAGGUCCGGUGAUCUCAUCGCCGUUAACUCAAUUUUGGCUUCAAAUCCUUUGGCCGUUAAUUCCAGAGAUAAGCAUUCCAGAACACCUCUGCAUUUAGCUGCAUUUUCUGGGCAAGCAGAGGUAGUCACUUAUCUCUGCAAGCAGAAGGCUGAUGUUGGUGCUUCUGCAAUGGAUGACAUGGCUGCAAUACACUUUGCUUCACAGAAGGGACAUUUAGAAGUUGUCCGCGCUCUACUUUCAGCUGGGGCCUCUCUCAAAGCCACCACCCGCAAAGGCAUGACUUCAUUACACUAUGCUGUUCAAGGUUCCCAUAUGGAACUCGUCAAGUACUUGGCCAAGAAAGGGGCAAACCUUGGUGCCAAGACAAAGGCAGGAAAGACCCCUUUGGAUCUUGCUACCAAUGAAGAAAUCCGCUCCUUUCUGGAGGAAUAUGAGAAGUCAGCAAAGAAUGGAGAAUUGGGAAAGAAAGACAAAGAUAAAGCUGAAGAAUCUGAUCCAAAGACAUCCACAUUGGGAUCUGAAGGUGAUUUGAGUUCUGAACCUGCUGCAGCUGCUAUUGAUGAAGAAGACAAUGUGGGAGAGAAGAGGAAGAAGGGUAAUGAAGAUGGCACAAGAGAAGAAGAGUCAUCACAACCAAAAAAGGCUAGAGUUAACUUAAGUCAUCUCCAAAGUUCCGACGAUACCCAAGAAGAAGAAAACCUGUAGUUUGGUAUUUUCAUAGUAGAACUAAAAUUUUGUUAUUGUAAUGUAGUAUGUAAUUGUAUCUGAUUUGGAAUCCCUUUGUUGGGUUAGUUGGCUGGACUAUCUGUUGACUGUUAAGUAACGACCGAUUCUGGAUUAAUACAAUUUUCUCUUGACAAUUUCUGCUGUA
Messenger RNA from Glycine soja, 1048 nucleotides. Its product is annotated as putative ankyrin repeat protein RF_0381. The record is from RefSeq and is a predicted model, not a curated record. The transcript is spliced from 2 exons. Gene Ontology annotation, cellular component: nucleus. Gene Ontology annotation, molecular function: protein binding; transcription cis-regulatory region binding. Lineage: Eukaryota; Viridiplantae; Streptophyta; Magnoliopsida; Fabales; Fabaceae. The coding region runs from base 127 to 882 and encodes 251 amino acids. Gene Ontology annotation, biological process: positive regulation of transcription by RNA polymerase II.